Molecule: messenger RNA, 1875 nt
Organism: Benincasa hispida (wax gourd)
Lineage: Eukaryota; Viridiplantae; Streptophyta; Magnoliopsida; Cucurbitales; Cucurbitaceae
Source: RefSeq, a predicted model, not a curated record
AUGACGGUCGUCGAGUACGAGCAUAGAUUUACAGAGUUAUCUCAGUAUUCCCUUUCGAUCAUUGUGGAAGAGAAAGAAAGAUGUAGAAGAUUUGAUAAUGGCCUAAGAAGGAAGAUACGUACUCCUGUUACUUCUACAGCUAAUUGGGUGAAUUUCACUCAGUUAAUUGAGACCGCUAUUAGAGGUGAACGGAGUGUAGAAGUGGUAGACAUACCACAGGCAGGUUCAGUGAAGCACAGAACUCCAGUCAAGACGAGAAGUAAGAGUUUUAGACCCUCGUUCUCUGGACAGUCAGGCAUGGAUUUCCUAAGUAAACAUUAUGCCACUAUAGAUUGUUUUAAGAAAGAUAUAGUAUUUAGAAAACCAGGUGAACAAGAGAUAACCCUGGUAGGAAGUAAAAGAAUACUUCUAGGAAGUAUAAUACCAGUAGUGAAGGCUAGGACGCUGCUGAGUAAGGGAUGUGAAGCUUAUUUAGCCUAUGUAGUGAUUUCACAAGAUAGAAAGCUGAAACCUGAAUAUGUACCUAUGGUACAAGAAUUCUUAGAUGUAUUUCUUGAAGAGUUACCAGGUUUACUACUUGACAGGGAAGUUGAGUUUACUAUUGAGUUAUUUCCAGGUACAACACUUAUAUCCCAGGCACCAUAUAGAAUGGCGCCAGCAGAACCAACGGAGUUGAAAGUUCAGUUACAAGAACUUGUUGAUAAGAGGUACAUCAAAUCCAGUGUGUGGCCUUGGGGAGCACCAGUCUUGUUUGUCAAGAAGAAAGACCAUGAUCUCUUCGAUCAGUUAAAAGGAGCCAUGGUAUUCUCUAAGAUAGAUUUGAGAUCAGGUUACCACCAGUUGAGGGUAAAGGAAACAAAUGUUCCAAAGACUGCUUUAGGACCAGGUUAUUACAGGAGAUUUGUGGAUGGAUUUUCUAAGAUAGCUCUACCAUUGACAAACUUGACUAUAAAAGAUGCAAAAUUUGAGUGGUCGCCAGAAUGCGAGCAUAGUUUUCAAGAGUUGAAACAGAGGUUAGUAACAACACCAAUGCUAACUUUACCUACACCAGGUAAAGUGAAUGUGGUGGAUGAUGCUCUAAGUAGAAAGACCGGAUCGGCCAGAGUUGUUAUCUGUUUAGUAAGAGGUACACUGAUACAUGAGUUGUAUAGUGCUAAAGAGACAUUAUCAGUUGAUCAAUUAGCUAAGAUGUAUGUUGAUAGAAUUGUAAGUCAGUUUGGAGCUACAACUUCGAUUGUAUCAGACCGAGAUUCUAAGUUUACAUCGAAAUUUUUGCCUAGUUGCAGAAAGCUAUGGUUCAAGGGCAGUUUGGAUACGCAUCUGUCGUUGAUCAAAUUUGCGUAUAACAACAGUUAUCAUUUGAGUAUCGGAAUGGCACCGUAUGUGGAUUUGGACGGGAGACCAUGUAGAACUUCGAGUUAUGCAGAUAAGUGGAGAAGAGAAUUGGAAUUCAAAGUUGGCGAUAAAGCAUUUCUUACGUUGUCUCUGUGGAAAGGAAUACUUAGGUUUGGUAGGACAGGGAUGUUAAGCUCAAGAUACAUGGGACCUUACGAGAUAAUAGAGCGAGUUAGCUCAAUGGCUUACAGGUCAGAGUUACCUCCAUAUUUAUCCCGUAUCCAUGAUGUGUUCCAUGUGGCAAUGCUGAGAAAGUAUAUGCCAGAUCCUACCCAUGUGUUACCUGAGCAACCAGUGCUGUUGAAAGAGAAUUUAUCAUACGAAAAAAAACCAGUAGAGAUUCUUGAUAGGAUAGAGCAAGUCUUGAGAAAUAAGACAAUACCUUUGGUAAAGGUACUAUGGAGAAACCAUAGUACUGAAGAAGCUACAUGGGAAGCUGAGGAGCAAAUGAAAAACAAGUUUCUGCAGUUGUUUAAUUGA